Messenger RNA from Helobdella robusta, 1394 nucleotides. RefSeq lists its product as hypothetical. The coding region runs from base 55 to 930 and encodes 291 amino acids. NCBI's taxonomy places the organism in Eukaryota, Metazoa, Annelida, Clitellata, Rhynchobdellida, Glossiphoniidae. Gene Ontology annotation, biological process: transmembrane transport. Gene Ontology annotation, cellular component: plasma membrane. Gene Ontology annotation, molecular function: water channel activity. The transcript is spliced from 4 exons. The record is from RefSeq and is a predicted model, not a curated record.
GUCUGCUAAAAAUACUCUGCGAUCAGAGAAACUCCCAGUUAAAAUUUACCGAACAUGGCCAGAAACAGUCUGCAAGAUCUAAAAAGUGUAAAAUUUUAUCAGGCAUUAGCAUGUGAAUUUAUUGGGACAUUCCUACUCGUUCUGGUUGCUUGUGGCUCAUGCGGCCGUUUUGUAGUUACCGAAACUGAAGUGAGGACAAAUUCAACUAACAUAGUUACCUCAAAAUUGAUUCCAAAUGACUUGGUUCAAAUAUCUCUAUGCUUUGGUCUGAGUGUGGCAACCAUAGUUUGGUCGAUAGCACACGUCAGUGGUGGUCAUAUCAAUCCUGCAGUCAGCAUCGCUUUUUUCGUCACAAGAAAAAUUAGUUUUAUACGAUUCAUUUUGUACGCAGCCGUUCAAACAGCUGGUGCAAUUGUUGGUGCCUACAUUUUGAAAGCUCUCACUCCAACUGGAGUUAAUGAUAGUCUUGGAUCAACACUGCUUGGUAGUGGUGUCAGCAAGGCAGGCGGACUUUUCGUCGAGCUUUUCAUCACUUUCGUUCUUGUUUUCACUGUGUUUGCAACGUGUGAUUCCAACAGGCAAGGAUUCGCAGGAUCUGGCCCGCUGGCGAUUGGACUGUCCAUCGCAAUGUGUCACCUCUGGGCGAUCCCAUACACCGGAUCCGGAAUGAACCCAGCUCGUGCGUUGGGAUCGCACGUUGCUUCGGAAACCAUCAAAGAUCAUCCUUACGUCUGGAUUUAUUGGAUUGGACCGUUGAUCGGAGGCAUGAUCGCCGGCCUCUUGUACGACCUGGCAUUUGCAGCAAACGCAGGAUCGUCAAAAUUUGCCGGAUUUUUUACGGCAGAUUAUGAGGACGAAAACUACGAUUCAACUGGUCAAAAAUCCCUCGAAGCCAACUUAACUGGAAUAAGAUUAAAAGAUUCCGUGUAGAUGAAGUUUGUGGUUUGUAGGGUAUCCGUUGUUUCUUAUUUUAUUUAAAUUUUUAACAUUGCUAUUUAACAUUAUUUUUUGCUAAUUUAAUUUAAAAAGUAAUUUUUAAUGUAUCUAAUCAAGUGAAAGAUUGAUUUAUAAUUUCAGUUUUUACAGUACAAUUUCAACUAAUACCACAAAUAUUGUUCAACUUUCUCAAAUGUUUUUUUUGACAAGUUAAAAUACUUCAAAACUAUUCAAAUGGUUUGAACAAUAUGAUGCUUAACGUUCUGAUGUUCAGUGGUUGUUUUUUUAAAUGAAAUGUCGCCAAUGUUUUUUUCCUAAUUUACAUUUUCAAGCUUAUUGCGUUCUUUUUUGAUGUUUCGUUUCUUUAAUAACUUUUUAAACAAAAUACUUUCUUAGCUUGGCGGAAAUAAAAAUUUGUUUAUCGAUGGAUUCGCGAUAAAAUAUUUUUACGUCGAAUU